Tupaia belangeri chinensis (Chinese tree shrew) is the source of this 563-nucleotide messenger RNA. Its product is annotated as TPR and ankyrin repeat-containing protein 1-like. The record is from RefSeq and is a predicted model, not a curated record. Lineage: Eukaryota; Metazoa; Chordata; Mammalia; Scandentia; Tupaiidae. The coding region runs from base 126 to 545 and encodes 139 amino acids. Gene Ontology annotation, molecular function: Hsp90 protein binding. The transcript is spliced from 3 exons.
CUCUCUGAAAGUGGGUGGGGCCAGACGGAACAAACUGCUCCAGAGUGUCAGCUCGCAGAUGUGGAGGUGACGGUGACCGUGCCUGCGCUGGCCCUGCAGCUGCCUUUCCUUCCUUCUCUGGCAGGAUGGACCCCACAGCUUACGCUGAGCUGUUGAAAGAAUCUGGCAACCAGGUGUUUAGGAAUGGGAACUUUUCUUUGGCCAUCAGAAGGUAUGACGAAGCCAUCCAGAUUCUUCUGCAGUUGUAUCAGUGGGGGGUUCCCCCGAGGGACUUGGCUGUGCUGCUGUGCAACAAAUCCAACGCGUUUUACAACCUCGGGAAAUGGAAUGAGGCGUUUCUGGCUGCCAAGGAAGGCCUCCAGUGGGAUCCAACCUAUGUGAAGGGCUAUUACCGCGCUGGCUACUCCCUGCUGCGCCUGCUCCAGCCUUAUGAUGCUGCUGACAUGUUUUUUGACGGUCUGCGAGUUCUGCCGGACAGCGGAGACCCAGCACAGGUGGCCGAUUUCCUUGUUGGAAUCUUCACCACUUUGAGCAGUAAGUCAUAACUGGGCACAGUUUUUAUU